GCUCUGUUUCUGCUUCAGCUACCAAUGGGUAUUAUUUACCUUAUGCUAUUUUGAGGAAUUAAGGUUCAAAAUGAUACAUCAUAUAUGAUAAACACAGACCCUUUUAAAUGGGGUUGCCUGUAGCCUCUGGUUUUCCUACUAUGUUUGUAAGGAUCUGCUUAGUAUCUACUGCUGAAUUAAGAACUUAGACAUCUUAGCAGUACUUAACCCAGAGUUUAGGACCACUCUACAACUUAGUUGCACUAAAUAUCUUGAAGUUGCAUUAUGAUCUAAUUAAUGGAUAGCAACGAAAAACUUACCACCUACCCUGAUGUUCAAUGGCGAAAAGAAAGUCAGAGGAGCUGAUGCAUAUAGUUUACUUACCAGAUAUGCUUCUCUGUUUUGCUUAUGAUAUAUUUGCAUGUUGUAAGAAUUUACAUUUUUGUUGACAGAAGAAGAGAGAAGGCUUCGAGAAUUAUGAACAUGGAUGUGAAGAAGUCCACUCUUGAUGGCGGUGAGAAUUCCUUAUCUUCAGAAGUGCAUCAGGCUAAGAUUAAGGAGGUCAGAAAGCUGAUUGGUACGCAGUCUGGAAAACUAGACUUGUUUUGUUCGGAUGAGACUAUAUUGAGAUACUUGAGAGCUCGGAAUUGGAAUGUCAAGAAAGCUAGUAAAAUGCUUAAAGCAACUGUCAAGUGGAGGCUUGAGUUCAAGCCAGAAGAGAUUGUUUGGGAUGACGUCGCAAAGGAAGCAGAAACUGGAAAAAUUUACAGAUCAAAGUAUAAAGACAAGUAUGGGAGGCCUGUUCUUGUCAUGAGACCCCGGUGCCAGAACUCGAAGUCCACAAGGGGCCAAAUUAAGCAUUUGGUUUACUGCAUGGAGAAUGCAAUAGCCGAUCUUCCCGAGGGUGAAGAGCAGAUGGUUUGGUUGGUCGAUUUCCGUGGAUUUUCUAUGUCAAAUAUAUCAGCGAAGGCGACACGAGAGACAGCUAACAUCCUGCAGGAUCAUUACCCGGAAAGACUCUGCCUUGCAAUUCUGUAUGAUCCUCCCAAGAUAUUUGAACCAUUCUGGAAGAUAGUGAAGCCCUUUCUCGAUCCAAAGACAGCCAAUAAAGUCAGAUUCGUCUACUCCGGCGACUCCAGCACAAGCAAGUUCAUGGAAGACAUGUUCAACAUGGAAAUGGUUGAAUCCGCCUUUGGUGGAAAGGACAGCUCCGAGUUUGACAUCAACAAGUACGCCAAGGAAAUGAGGGAAGACGACAAUCGCAACACUGCUCAUUCCAUGAUGGAUACCAAGUCCCAAAGAUCAUCACAGCCCGCAGAAAUGAUGACAGAAGACAACAAACAAAACAUGGCUCAUUCAAAGAUGGAUACAGAAACAGAAAGAUCGUCACAGCCCCCAGCAGUAUCCGCUGCCAAUUCAGAUUCCAAGCUUCCUAACUCAAAUUUAAAUUCCAAUUCGACAAAUGAGAAGAUAGACAAGGCGGAAAUUACAGCUACAGCUACGGCUCAUCAUGAGGUUGAUGACGAGGACUACAAAUCGGUUGCGGAUUUUUUCCAAGCGAACGAUCAUGAUGUUGAUGUUAAUGUUGAGGUUGCGGGUAAGUUGAAAUAAGCAAGUCUUUCCCUUGCAUUUCCUUGGUAGCAAGAAUGUGGUUUUUCAUUCAUAUACUUUGUAAGCAUACACAUACAUACACUAGUCCGACUUGCUAUGCUGCCUAUCGUCACUCAGUCAGUCUAUCCCAAAAUUUCUUUGGACUGAUGCUCACAUCUUUUGUUAUUUUUAUAAGAUAUUUAUUUGCA
Molecule: messenger RNA, 1778 nt
Organism: Andrographis paniculata
Lineage: Eukaryota; Viridiplantae; Streptophyta; Magnoliopsida; Lamiales; Acanthaceae
Exons: 5
Coding region: 388-1590 (400 amino acids)
Molecular function (GO): phosphatidylinositol transfer activity
Source: RefSeq, a predicted model, not a curated record